GUCAUAUUUUUCCACCGACCAAUCAUUCAACAUUUUUGGUCCAUCUCCCCUUCCUCGCGAGUCCCCUCACACUGUUAAGGAUAGAUCCCUCUCCCUCAACUCUUCUCUCUCUUCUCUUUUAGUUUCUCAGAAGAGACCACCAAAGCUCCCCAGCUGUGCCAGAUAUCUCCCUUACUGGUUUUUCCGGCAACAAAUUCCUUCAACUUAGUUGCUCUGCGCUCGAAAUUCGAUCAAGACAUCAGCUUUCUCAGAAGCUCCACUCUUUUGCCAGUCAAACUACGAUUUGGGUUCUUUUCAAAGUGAUUGGGGUUAUUUGAUUUGAGUUGUCUCUUAAGAGAGAUUUGGGUUUUCUCUCUCUUUCUGCCAUGGCCACUGACACCAAGAUCACAGGCUCAGACGCUUCCCAAAUCACCAAAAGUGUGGGCAGGCUGGAGGGCAAGGUGGCGCUUGUGACUGGAGGCGCCAAUGGCAUCGGUGCCGCCAUAGCCUGCCACUUUGCUGCCCAUGGUGCUCGUGUCUGCAUCGCGGACUUGGAGGAUGAUGCCGGCCGCAGCGUCUGCCAGAGCAUUGGCCCCCUUGCAUCCUAUGUCCACUGCAAUGUCACCAUUGAGUCCGAUGUCUCUAAUGCAGUCAAUGCCACCGAGUCCACCCAUGGCCCUCUCGACAUUCUCGUCAACAAUGCUGGCAUUGCUGGGCCCCCAUAUCGGGACAUCCGCGAUGCCCUCACCGAUGACUUCCAGAGGGUCAUUGAUGUCAACGUUCGUGGCGUCUUCCUCUGCACCAAGCACGCAGCCCGCGUCAUGAUCCCUCGCAACAAGGGCUGCAUAAUCUCCAUAGCAAGCACUGCUGCCGUCCGUGGUGGCCUUGCGUCUCAUGCGUACGCAGCCUCAAAGCAUGCCGUUGUUGGCAUAACCAAGAAUUGUGCAGCGGAGCUCGGUGCGCACGGCAUCAAAGUGAAUUGCAUUUCGCCGCACGCAAUAGCAACGAGGUUGUCAAUGCCGUACCUGCCGGAGAAUGAGGGGGAGGGAGAGGCAGUGGCAGCAUUCGAGAACUUUGUGGCAAAGAACGCCAACCUCAAGGGCCCCACAUUGACUGUAGAUGACAUUGCACAGGCGGCGGUGUAUCUCGCGAGUGACGAGGCCAAGUAUGUGAGUGGGCUCAAUCUUGUGGUGGAUGGUGGCUUCACAAGUGUGGUUAACUCUAUGGGAAUGUUCAGUUGAAAAUGGAUGGUUAGAAGUGUUUUUAUUUUCUUGACAUACUUCAAAGGCUGAAAAUCUUGAUCUCUCUCAUGCAAAUUGGAUUUCAUAGUUUUUUACUUGAUUAAAGCUUGGGAGCAAUGGGGUUUUUGUUUGUUAAGGUAGCAUGGGUGGUUCCCACGUCUUGCUUUACAUCCAUCUGGUUUUCACUUCAAGAGUGGUUAUGAGAUAUAUAAAAAAUGUGGGCUCCGAUUUCCUUUACCUUUUGAGCUUUCUUUAUGGUAGUGGAUUUCUAUAUGCUUAA
This is a messenger RNA of Amborella trichopoda, 1500 nucleotides long. RefSeq names its product zerumbone synthase. Gene Ontology annotation, molecular function: xanthoxin dehydrogenase (NAD+) activity. Gene Ontology annotation, biological process: abscisic acid biosynthetic process. The record is from RefSeq and is a predicted model, not a curated record. NCBI's taxonomy places the organism in Eukaryota, Viridiplantae, Streptophyta, Magnoliopsida, Amborellales, Amborellaceae. Gene Ontology annotation, cellular component: cytosol.